GCGGCCGGGAUCGCACCACUGCGCAGCCGCGAGAGGGCGGUACCACGGCGGCUGCGACAUGGGGGGGCGCGGAGGGGACGCCGGAAGUGGUGGUGGUACGGAACCGUCCGAGGGGUACUCACCGCCGGCAGCGUCCACCAGAGCGGCGGCUAGAGCCAAGGCCCGAGGGGGUGGGCGUGGCGGUCUCCGAAACGCAGCCCGCUCUGCUCCCUCUACUCGCGGAGUGGCGCCUAGUCGCUCCCCGCCGCCAGCUGCCAUGAGUGAGCGCCUCCGCCCCAGGAAAAGGAGAAGGAAUGGCAAUGAAGAAGACAACCAUCUUCCUCCCCAGACCAAAAGGAGUAGUAGAAACCCUGUCUUUCAAGAUUCCUGGGAUACAGAGACAGUACCUGUAAUGAAAAACAAUAAAGAAAACAGACUAAGAGGAAACAAAGCGUUCUGCGCGUCUUCAGGCAGUGACAGUGGUGGCAGCAGCAGUAGCAGCAGCAGCAGCAGCAGCAGCAUUAACAGCCCAGACAGGGCCAGUGGGCCAGAAGGCAGCUUAAGCCAGACCGUGGCCGGAUCCAGCCCUAACACCCCUCAGCCCGUGCCCGAGCAGUCUGCACUGUGCCAAGGCCCUUAUUUCCACAUCAACCAGACCCUGAAGGAGGCCCACUUUCACAGCCUACAGCACCGGGGACGGCCUCCGACAUGAUGUGCUGGCAGUUUCUUGCCUUCUAUGAAGGGACAGCGCUGUGCAGAUUGGAUAUUUCAACUUGCGAUUUGUUUUAAAAAAAAAAAAUUGCACACACACACAAAAAUGCCUGUUGGCUUUUCAGUCUAUAUUUGAAAUAACAGGUUAACAGGCAAUUGUUUACUUGUGGUUUUGCUGCACUAUUGCAAUUUCAAAGGGGCUUUGAAGCAAUUUUUUAUAGGAUUCUUUUGAGGGAGGGUGUCAAAUCCAUGUCAUGGUAGUGGUAUGAGGAAAUCUCAUCUGUGUGUUGAUCCAUAGUAUGCCUAAUCCAGACUGACUUCCAAAUCUGUCAAUUAGAAAUUCUUCAUGUAAAAGGGCAUUUUAAAAAUGCGGGAUCUUCAAUUUUUUAAAUUCAAUAAACUAGUAAAGAGUA
Otolemur garnettii (small-eared galago) is the source of this 1103-nucleotide messenger RNA. It is a transcript of the gene VCF1, whose product is annotated as family with sequence similarity 104 member A. The coding region runs from base 59 to 691 and encodes 210 amino acids. Lineage: Eukaryota; Metazoa; Chordata; Mammalia; Primates; Galagidae. The transcript has 4 exons. The record is from RefSeq and is a predicted model, not a curated record.